Molecule: messenger RNA, 1930 nt
Organism: Humulus lupulus (European hop)
Lineage: Eukaryota; Viridiplantae; Streptophyta; Magnoliopsida; Rosales; Cannabaceae
Product: mitochondrial carrier protein CoAc1
Exons: 7
Coding region: 639-1661 (340 amino acids)
Biological process (GO): transmembrane transport
Cellular component (GO): mitochondrial inner membrane
Source: RefSeq, a predicted model, not a curated record
UUUUGUUUUCCACAAACGUUAAUGUCAGAUUCUUCUCUCUCUUUUUUUAGUGCCAAGAAAACCCUCUUCUUCCCGCGGCCCCGGAGAUUCACUUCUCCUUUUCCUACAUUCUCUACUCUGACCCAGUCAAGUUCCAAUCUUUUUAGGUUUCAUAGAUCAAACCCCGAGAAAUCUCAUCUGGGUAUUCGUGAUUCUGCCUAAAGUGAUUGGGUUGUUGCUUUUAAUCAAAGGGCUUGUGACGAAUUGAUUGUUUUGAUGAAUUUCGAUCCAAGUUCUUAUUUUUGAUACUGGGUUUGUGUUUGAGUAUUGAUGGGAUUGGUGUAGGUCGUUAUUAUUAUUGGAGGGUUUUUUUAAAAGUUUGAUUGUGAUCUGCUUGGGAAACUUAAAGUGUAUCCUUGGAUGUAUCUUAUUAUCAUUGAAGAAGAAUCUUGGCUUGUGAACCUGCCCAAAUCGUUUCUGGGUGUUCUCAGGCCUCUUCAAUUGUCCUUUGAGCAAACGGCUUUCUCUUACUGUGUUAAGAGAGAUAGGUGGGAUAAAGAGUUCUUCUCUUUACAGGGUGGAUGAUCAAAACUUGUGUGAUCCACAAAGGUCUUAGUUAUACAAGAGAAUUGGUUUGGUUUGAGUUAUAGUAAUUGAAGAUGGGCUCUGCACAAAGGUCUACCCUGGGGUUGGUGGAUGGUUCAACCACACAUGAAAAGGCUUCCUACAUUGAUAAUUUUCCAGUUUAUGUUAAGGAGUUGAUUGCUGGAGGCGCUGCAGGGGCGUUUGCGAAGACGGCGGUUGCGCCAUUGGAGCGUAUCAAGAUACUGUUGCAGACGAGGACUAAUGGGUUCCAGUCUCUUGGGGUGCAUCAAUCUUUGAAAAAGUUAUUGAAGCAUGAAGGUGUUAAGGGAUUCUAUAAGGGAAAUGGUGCUAGUGUUAUUCGUAUAGUUCCUUAUGCAGCCUUACAUUACAUGACCUAUGAGCAGUAUAGGUCCUGGAUUCUGAAUCAUUAUCCUAUUUUAGGAUCAGGGACUCAUAUUGAUCUCUUAGCUGGCGCAGCAUCUGGUGGAACAGCUGUUUUGUGCACAUAUCCCUUGGACCUGGCUCGUACGAGACUUGCUUACCAGUUUGUGGAUAAAAGAGGAAGCUUUGAGUAUGGUAGAAAGGGUUUUCAAUCUCAGACUGCUUACAAAGGCAUAAAAGAUGUGCUUUUCAGUGUUUACAAGGAAGGGGGAACCCGUGGUCUGUACCGAGGUGUUGGCCCAACACUCAUUGGAAUCCUCCCUUAUGCCGGUUUGAAGUUUUACAUAUAUGAAGAACUUAAGAGGCAUGUUCCAGAAGAGUAUGAGAACUCCAUCACCAUGCGGCUUUCUUGUGGAGCGUUAGCUGGAUUAUUUGGACAGACUUUCACUUACCCUUUAGAUGUUGUUAGGAGGCAAAUGCAGGUUGGAAAUAGAUUGAGUACGGUUCAAGGUGGUGAAGCCGGAUUCAAGAACACAUUGGAAGGGCUUACCACUAUCGUUCGUAAGCAAGGGUGGAGGCAGUUGUUUGCAGGCCUAAGCAUCAACUAUAUCAAGAUUGUUCCGUCGGUGGCUAUUGGUUUCACUGCAUACGACACGAUGAAGUUUUGGCUGCGGGUUCCGCCUCGACAGAAGUCUCAACCAACAUCCUCUGCAUGAAGGCACUGUUGGAUCCAUUUUUAACAAAACUGCACCCUUGCACUUUGGAGGUCAUUUUCAGACAGUUCAACAACAUUGAGGAUUUGUCAGCUAUAUAUAUACAUAUAUAUAUUUUUUUUUUGUCAAAGAAAUGGUCAAUACUGAUUUAUGGAAAAUAAUUUUAGCUUUUUUUUACACUUUGGAAUUCUUUUUGCUGUAAAUUUUGUUGACUGGUGGAGGUUGCCCAAUUGGUCUAACCAAUCAUUUAGUUGAAGAGAGUUGAUAUUUUA